This is a messenger RNA of Aspergillus clavatus NRRL 1, 1497 nucleotides long. RefSeq names its product senescence-associated domain-containing protein. Lineage: Eukaryota; Fungi; Ascomycota; Eurotiomycetes; Eurotiales; Aspergillaceae. The transcript is spliced from 2 exons. Gene Ontology annotation, biological process: cell division. Bases 1 to 1497 code for a protein of 498 amino acids. The record is from RefSeq and is a predicted model, not a curated record. Gene Ontology annotation, cellular component: plasma membrane.
AUGUCGUCCACGAUCCAUGACCCCAGGUUGCUCUACAGCAUCCAUAACAUUCGUGCCUUUCACAUCCAGAAUGGCGAAGAAUCAGAUCUCACUCCGUCGGGACCCCAAACCCUGUCGCUGAUGAUGGUCCCCACCAGCACUUCUACACCUAACUCUGGCGGCGCAGAUGGACCCAUAGAGGAGGACUUCUAUCUUCAUUUGCAUCUGCCGCCUGAAUUGGAUCUUGCACUUCCUGCGACAACCCAGAUUUACCAUCAACCUCCCAAUAGCUAUCUGAUACCCCGCUGGGAUCUGGGACCUGAUGCGGGCGCUUUCAUUCGCAUUCAAUUCCCUGAGAUCGGCACCGGCCCCGAUAAGGUGGCGCAGGAGGAUGUUGACACUUUCGAGACGAUCUUGGCCCAAUGCACUUCAUUCCUCGAGCGCGCCGCUCCGCCAAAGGGCCAUACGCCGUAUAACCCUGCCACCUACGCUCCUGGAGAAGGUUAUAUCUCCUCCGGUGCUGCAACCUCGAGUGACACCCAAGGAAAGAUCGUUUUGGUGGAUGAGGAGAAUGGCAGCGUCGUGGGGGAAAUGGAGGGAUAUGACGUGGUCGAGAAACCCGGUGUGAAGCCUGGUUCGAAGAGACCUGUGGAGAUCCAGCUCCCUGCUGAAGGUGAAGGAAACCAGAUCAGCGUGGGCAAUGUAUCAGAGGAAUACCUGCAGAUGGCCCGGCACCCGGCGUAUAAGAAUUCGACUAUCGUCCAAACCUCUGCCAUGGCAUCCCGCUUUAUCGUAACCGGUUCAUCCUACCUCGCCAAUGUCCUGACCAGCGGGGCCGAGAGCUUCACCAAGAAGACCAAACCUAAUCCAAAGCCGAUGACAUUCUCCGAGACGACGCAUACGCGAAUUCGAAAGGUCGGCGACUUUUCUCAUGGUGCGGCAGGCCUUUCUGCCAGAACGGUCGGCCAGGUUGGCAAGUAUGCACAGAACUUUGGUGCUACCCUAGCCCGGCGCAAGGAUGAGGGCAAACAGAAGGGUGUCGACAGGCCAAGCGACUACAAACCGGGAAUUAUGAACAAGUCUCUGAUCGCGUUCUCCACUCUGGCGGAUGGUAUCGAGCAGAGUGCGCGUAAUAUGUUGACUUCCGGGUCUGUUGCGGCUAGCACAAUGAUCGGACAUCGCUAUGGAGCGGAAGCAGGUGCCGUAGCGACCGAUCUGACUGGUGGUAUCAAGAACGUGGGCUUGGUGUACAUUGAUGCUUCUGGCGUCAGUCGCAAGGCCGUCCUCAAGUCCGUGGCGAAGGGCAUGGUUGUUGGACGCAUGCGCGAUGGUAAGCAGGUCAUCGUCGGCACGGGGGAUGAUGUACCUUCGCGACCGGGCGGCCCUAGUCAAUCGACACUGGGUGCUCGAGAUCCCGUCGCGAGACGUCCCUCACCCAGCCCUACACCACCUCCUGCAUACGGUGCUCCUGGUACCAUUUCCCUUGGGGGGAGUGGCAUGCCCGGAGGGAAGUGCUGA